CAUAGUCGAAGCCUACCGCGAUAGCCCGAUUGAUGUAUAGGCGCCGGUAGAUCGUUUGUCAAAGCGUUGUGUCUCGGAUACGCGAUGGCUUUGGGUUCAGUUAAGGAAUUCGAUAUGUUUGCUUUCUGUCCGUGUGGCUUAGACUAACUCUCUACAAUGUUGUUUGAUGCUCCUUAGCAAUGGUCACUACGGUAUAGGUCUGGUCUUGGAAACAGACAGAAGGAAAGGGUUUUAGUUGGAGCACCGUUCGCUCAAUCUAUCUUUCAAAACGCCAGCAUGGUGUACAGGGGUGGAGCAGUUUACAGGUGCUCAGCAAGGGGAGAUAGCAGUUGUGAGGAGGUACCAUUUGACAGACAAAAUAAUGCAUAUUAUAGAGACAGCAUGCUUGACGAUAAGAGUCAGAGGUGGUUGGGAGCUACACUUAGUUCAUCAGGAGUUACUGACGGGCCUGUUGUGGCUUGUGCUCCAAGGUACAUUUGGUUUACCAAGGAUCUCAAUAGGCGAGACCCUGUUGGAACUUGUUUCGUCUCAAAUGGAGCCUUCAACAGCUUUGAGGAGUACUCACCUUGCCGGACAAUGAAUUGGGGCUACCACAGGCAAGGCUCAUGUCAAGCAGGAUUUAGCGCAGGAAUAAACAAGAAAGGAGAUCGGCUAUACGUCGGAGCACCUGGUAGCUAUUAUUGGCAAGGCCAAAUGUACUCGAUUGACGCACAUGCGAAAUUCAACUAUACGCCCGGACUAUUUGGAAAUCAGGGCUACGGCGCCAAAGGUUCGGUUCACCAACAGAGCUUGGAGACAAGGUCAGCAGUGUUUUCGACAAGAGAGGGUAGCGCUCCAGAUGAUGACUCUUACAUUGGCUACUCCACUGUGGUUGGGCACUUCAGGAAGGGAGAAGUGUAUGAAGGGAUAGCUGUGGGCAUGCCUAGGGGCAACAAGCUGAGGGGAAAGAUUCUGCUGUUUAGUUGGGACCUGAAAAACUACAAGAACAUCACAAUCAGCGAGCAAAUUGGUUCAUACUUUGGGUACUGCUUAUCAACAGCUGAUGUCAACGGAGAUGGUUUUGUAGACAUAAUUGUUGGAGCCCCCAUGCAUACCGUACCUAACAACGAGGGCAAAUAUGAUGUUGGAAGGGUUUAUGUUUUGUAUCAAAGCAGUAACUUGUUCGAAAGCUUUGACAUUUCCCAUCAUAUUGACGGAAUCAACACCAGAGGGCGUUUUGGACUAUCUGUGGCUGGUUUAGGUGACUUGAAUCAGGAUGGAUUUGAUGACUUUGCUGUGGGAGCUCCAUACGAUGGUCCAAAUGGCAACGGAGCUGUCUACAUCUACUAUGGUUCCAAAGAUGGAGUCCACAAGAAGUUUGGCCAAGUGAUAUAUGCAGAGGUCAUUCAGACUGGAAGUCGGUACCUCUCAACAUUUGGAUUUUCAAUUGCCGGAGGUCUGGAUUUGGACGGGAACGAAUAUCCUGAUAUGGCUGUUGGAGCAUAUCUUUCGGACUCAGCAUUCUUCUUUAGGGCAAGGCCAGUUGUCAAAGUAGACGGUUUCGUAAGAUUCCAAACAGCCAACAAGCAAAUAGAUAUCAAAGAGAAAAACUGCAGACUAUCUAAUGGCCAAGAUGCUACUUGUACCAUGAUUGAUUUUUGCAUUAAAUAUAGCGGCAAGGGUAUUCCAGAUCAAAUAGACCUCUUGGUGCAAUAUAUUUUGGACACAAAAAAAGAGAAUACACCUAGGAUGGCAUUCUUUGACAGACCUAGGCAAAGUUCCUUCAAUGAAACAUUGAGACUAUACAAAGACAAUAGAGACUUUUGUAAAUCUCAGAAAGUCUACGUCAAGGCCGAUUUGAGAGACAAACUGACCCCACUGGAAGCCGAAGUGAAAUAUUUCAUGGCAGAAGAGGUAUAUGCUGGCGCUUAUCAACAAACCAGGGAUCCCAAAUCUAUAUUGAGACCUGUCAUUGAUCUGAAUAACCCACCAUCAAAGAAAGAUUCUGUCAGCAUUCAGAAGAAUUGUGGACCUGAUAACAUCUGUAUCCCCAAUCUUCAUGUCAACGUCACAUCCAAUGUAGAAAAAUACUACCUAGGUUCCGACAAAGACCUCGAAUUUGACGUGAUAGUCUCGAACUUUGGCGAAGAUGCUUUCGAAACGACUCUCGAAUUAAAAUAUCCCGAACGAACCUACUACAAGAAAUUCGAAACGAGAAAGCACAUGCCUGGAAUAUCCUGCAGUCCUGGAAAGAACAGGACCGUCAUUUGCGAUGUUGGAAAUCCUCUGCCUAGUGGAAAAAUUGCUAUUUUCAAAUUGGUUGUACAACCAGGCAAAGCAGAAGGAAUGGCGCCCACCUACGAAUUUGACGUUUUUGUGAACAGUACUAACCCCGAACCAGCUAACACACUUAGGGAUAACCACCAACAUCUUUCGAUUGGUAUCUGGAUCAACGCAACUCUGGACAUCCGAGGGGAAUCCUAUCCUUCGACGGUAUAUUACAACGAAUCUUUGUACACUUCUCAAAACAUCACCAGAGAAAUCGAAAUUGGACCUGAAGUGACUCACGUCUAUUAUCUGACCAACAGAGGACCUGCAACUGUUCAAGAAGCUGAAGUUUUUAUUUUGUGGCCUUUUGAAACACUGGGAGGUGAUGAUCUGCUGUAUCUGUUGGACCAGCCACAUACACAAGGAAAUUUGAAGUGUGACUUUGUACCAGCCGUCAAUUACAGGCAAUACUAUCUUGAUUACAUUAGAGCACGUGAAGUUUGGGACAGGCUGAAGAUAGAUAUAUCCGGUAUUGAGCAAUUCUGGUCUGCAGAAAAACAGACCAGUGAAUUUGGAAGAGGAGUUUCUAGUGGUGUGGGGGUGAUCAACAAGAACGUGGGUGGAGUUCCGACAGGAGAUUCUUCUGGAAUUUUUGAGGUUCGGCACAACCAAACAAGCAGUUUCAGCAGCUCAGGCCGUAUCAACCCACGCGGCGAGAUCGAAACAACCGAGUCCCGACUGAUCACAACUUACCGCGAUGGCGUGCCCUACAGCAGAUGGGAGAAUAGAACCACCAUCAAAGAUGCCCACGGGAACGUGCUCAGGACGUUCAUGAACUACGACAACACUGAUUACCUCCACAGCGGUUCCAGAAUCGACCAGGGGGGACCCAUGGUCAAUCUCGGGACCAUCAAUGCCGCUGGGGAAUAUGUCCUUGUCGAGUCGCAGUAUAACACCAGAUGGGUGGAUGGCAAGCCUGUUACCGAGUGGCAUAAUGUUACAACAGUCAGGGAUCAUCAAGGGAAUGUGAUAAGGACGUAUACUUCGGAUUCUGAUGAUGCGGUCACCUAUGGGUCUACAUUGAGGCCUGCCUAUUCCUCUACUGCAGACAUAGAACGUAGAAGGCAAGAAGAAGAACGUUUCAACGAACAACAAGAACGACUCCGAAUCGAAAAUGAACGACAAGAAGUCCUGCGACGUCAAGAGCUGCACAGGAAACAGCAACAGCAGGAAGAAGACCAAAGGAUACGAUUAGAGGAGUCAAGAAGGAGGCAGGAAAAAGAAGAAGAAGAAAGAAGGCGGCUUGAGAGCAGUAGAGGGAUUCAUGUGGCUCAAGAAGAGAGGAGAUUAAGAGAAGAGGCAUUGAGAAGGCAGAAAGAUGAGGAAGAGCAGAGGAGGUUGAGGGAAGAAAUGUUGAGGAGACAGAAGGAAGAAGAAGAGCAAAGAAGGCUGAGGGAGGAGACAUUGAGAAAGCAGAAAGACGAACAGGAACAAAGAAGGUUGAGAGAGGAAGCGCUGAAAAGGCAGCAACUUGAGGAAGAACGUAGAAGGUGAGAUCAGGGCUAGGAUCUGGGCCAAAAACAUUUUCACAUCCAAUCUUCAAACUGUUUUUUGUGAACUCUUGGAGAAUAAUUGAGACUGCUGAUUAUUACAAUUGUCUUCAAAUAAGUUCACUCGUUCUUUCAACGUUAUAAUAUCAAUAUCAUAUUUCACCAGAAGAUAUUUAACUCAAUUCAAAGCCAGGCCAGCGCAAAAACGAUUAUAUCGUAUCGUGGCACCGCCAACCACUUAUGCUUACAAAUAUAUACGUGUCGACCACCAGGCUUAGGUGCUAGUGUUGUCAUCUCUCCGACUUUCGUCACAGGCUAUGGGUUUUCCUUUUCCAUCCUUGAGAAACUGUUAUUCACUUGAAACUUGGUGUCAUGUUUAAGAAUAAACAAUUUUCUUUAAAAUGACAAUUAAGUAUGUAAACACGUUAAUCAAUGGUAAUAUUUGUCAUUGGCAUUUUUUGUGAUUCCUGACUGUUUCAAAUGAAGGUAUGAAGAAGAGGCUAGACGAAGGCAUCAGUCAACAGUUAGCCAAACAUGGCGGCAAACUGAAGAUGAAAGGCGAAUAUAUGAAGAAAGCAGAAGGCAACCGAGCAAGUUUGGCGUGAAAACUUCCUGGCAAACUGAAGACGAAAGAAAUGCCUAUGAAGAAGAGGUGAAGAGGAGGCAGCAAUCUGGAGUGAGUGCUACGGAGAAAACUGAAGAAGAAAGUAUUAGGCAAGAAGAAGAUGACGAAAGGAGAAGACAGUAUGAAGAAGCAAUGAGGAAGUACUAUGAAGAAGUUAGAAGGAGAGAAGAAGAGACAAGGGCAAGGGAAGAGCACGCUUAUGAAGUUGGGGGUGGACCAAGAGAAGGAGGUAUUAGUGCCACAACAGCAUCUUCCCGCCACUACGCUGCUGGCAGCACCGCUUCCGGCGGGUACUACGAUGAACAAGGUGUCUGGAGGCGGUAUCCAGCUGGCGCUCACCAUGUUUCCUUCAACAAAACCUACUCGUACGAGAGCAGUACGACCAUUCCCAUCGAUUUGGCAGUUGGAGGAGGUAGAGCAGGAGGUUUCCAUGCUGGUCUAGGUGAGAUGGCUGCAGGUUCUGGAUUUACCAUCCAGACUUUGGAUUUGGGAGCAGGAGGCUAUGGUGCAGGAGUUACGGAGUCCUAUGGAGCAGCGCAUUCAGGCUCAGUAUCCAGUAGCUCAGCAGGUUCUCAUGGAGCAGCAGCUCAUGGAGGCCAUACUGGUGGUGGAUAUAGAAGAGAAUGGAAAGCUGAAGGAGGCUAUUCGUCAAGUGGUAGCAUACCUCCUGUUUAUCACAAUAGAGUGGAUAGAGACAACGUACCACCGAACAGCGAUGACAGUAGUGGAGAAAAAUUCCGGGUUAGGGGAAGGAGACAGGUGGAAAACGAUCCUUACGAAGAGAUGAGAAAAAUGUUGCAAUGCAACUCAACAAGAUGCGUGUAUAUGAGGUGUACAGUUGGCACGUUGGCCAAAGACAAAGAAAUUGCAAUCGCCUUGAGGUCUAGACUGAAUGUGAGAGCUGUGAAAAACUUGACGACAGAACAGGGAAUCAAGAUCUCGUCCAUGAUGGUGGCUCGCAUUAGCAAGUUGCCGUAUAUAGGCGAAAAGACAGACGAGUUCCGAAGUCACGAGAUCUUCACUGAAAUUCCCGCUCAGGAAACAGAGUUGGUACCGGAAGUUGCGCCAAUGUGGAUUUACAUUAUAUCAGCUAUAGCGGGAGUUGUUAUGCUGUUGUUACUCAUUUGGUUGCUCAGCAAGUGUGGAUUCUUCAAGAGAAAUAGGCCAUCUUCAGCCCCAGAACGCCAGCCACUGAACAGAAACGGUUAUCACAGCGGAGACGAAGCACUUUGAGAAAAGCCUGCUCCUUAAGGUGCAAUUUGAAAUAAAAAAGGACUGUAAGGAAACUUUUGUUCCAUUGUUCCAGCAAAUCGAUGGAUAUAUCUAACUAGUCAAGUUUUUUAAGGAGAUUAAUGCAUUUUGUAGCUUGGUUUUGUGUACGGAUUUUAGCAUGUAUCAUGUGUUUUUUCGGUUAUUUCAAAUUGAUCUAAGAUUGAUCGAAUUACAGGUUAGCAUAAUAAAAUCCCUAUACAUGUAAUAUCAGGUCGCGAAAUCAAUGUCAAUCAAUAAGUUUCCCUCUGUUCUUUCUAACUUUGGUAGCUAAUAAAGUAACUGCAAAUGUGGCGCUAUGAACUUAGAACCCUGAAAAUAAUAAACUUUGUAAUGCCACUGCCUCUCAUAAAGACUAUAGAAUGCGCUGUUGUCUAAUAUAUUUUUGAGAUUUUGGAAUGAGGUGCCGAACUUAAGAAAGCUAGACUUUUAUGUUUAGAUGGUUUAAGUUCUGUAGCAAGUGUGAAUGUGUUUAGUCGAUUGUUUUAAUGCGAUUACUUCUCGAACUGUUUUUUUCAAAUAUUAACGUGAUUUAAAAAUGAUUCGGGAAGCUGUUUUGAUAUUUAUUUUUGAUAAUUGUCCAGGUUAGCGAAAAUUGGACGUUUAGUGUGCAAACAUUGGAAUUUGAAAUGUACUAUUUACAAGAUGUUUUUUGCAAAUGUUAGAUAGGUCCAAGGAUAAGGAGCUCCCAUCUUUUAAUUUACUGUAAAACUAAACAAAAAGUUGUCUAUGUAUGAGUUUCAUAACUGCUUCCUAAUGUGAGUAUAGUAAACUAAAAUUAAUUUGCAAAUUAUAUCAAUAGCGAUAUCCACUGUUUAAUGAUAUUACAGGGUGAUGGAAUCAAUUUUUGCUUAAAUUCACCCUUUAAAAAAUAGUGCCAUUUUGACGUCUUCUUAUCGUUAUUCAUUUUCUACUAAAAUCCGUUAAUUCAUUAACAAAAUGUAAAAAGCCAUAAUACGUGCCCUAAGUAGAUUAGAUCGUCGUUGUGCCUUUCUUGCAAAGGAAAAUAUGGCAUACAGCGGGCGAUCUCUUCCUAGUACUUGUUUUACGUAUAGAUUUUAUUGUUGUAUAUUAUUAUUUAUUGAGAUAUAUUUAAUAUUUGUUGAUACGCAAAGUCGAAGUGUACUUACCGUGAUCAUACUGCCACUGGAAUGAAUUUUGGGCAUUUCUUUAUCAAAAUUGGGAUUUCUGUAUUCAUUUGAAAAUCAUUAAAUUUUUGGAAAUUUUGACAGAACUAGCAGCGCCGCCUCCAUACGUUGAUAUGAAGAAAUGUUAACCAUACUUUAAGGUUUUUGUCACUUUUAUUCGCUGAUUUUUAUUAACCAGGUACAAGUGCUUAAAAUUCAUUACUAAUGCCUAAAAAUUAUUCUCAAGGAGUUUUCACAUAGUUGCAUAACUCUAUAUUUUAUGUUGAGCUGAAAUGGUGUGAAAGCCUCUUAAUGUUUGUUGAGCGGAAUCUCACAUUGUACAUUGUAAUUAUUUUUAAUAACUGAUGUAACAAACUGUGAAUAAAUAAUUUAAGAAAUUGAAUAAAUAUUAUACAAAAAUGGCGCGAUUUUCUUCUGAAGUACCAUAUGGAUGAACAUCACACCUGUUUGAUAAAAUGUUGCCACUAGGAUGAACGAAAACAUUUGGAUCAACAAGAGAUUCAAAAGUGUAUAAUUUUUACUUCGCACGCCACUGGCGAUGAGGUAUUGUAUUGCAUAUUUAGCAUGAUUUUGUGAGGUGAUCCAAAGCUUCUGCGAUAUAAACGUUCUGUAGUUCUUAACUUUUCUAUAUGACAUGUACUAUACAGGGUGGCGCAUCGUAAACGAAACAGAUGCAUUUACUGGCAGCUCAGUUUUUUUUUGGAAAAACGCUCAGUCCCGUCGAUUUUGCUUUCGAGGGGGAUACAAGUUUGGCAAAAAAUCACGUUAACACGUGCAGCCCCCUGGGCGAGGGUGACACCAACCCCAAAAUCUUAAAUGGAAAGGGAGGUCGAGUGAUACCUUAUUUUAAAGGUCUUUCAAUUCC
Messenger RNA from Acanthoscelides obtectus, 7704 nucleotides. NCBI's taxonomy places the organism in Eukaryota, Metazoa, Arthropoda, Insecta, Coleoptera, Chrysomelidae. The record is from the annotation of a GenBank genome assembly.